Molecule: messenger RNA, 1329 nt
Organism: Helobdella robusta
Lineage: Eukaryota; Metazoa; Annelida; Clitellata; Rhynchobdellida; Glossiphoniidae
Exons: 7
Coding region: 1-1329 (442 amino acids)
Cellular component (GO): mitochondrion
Molecular function (GO): catalytic activity; FAD binding
Source: RefSeq, a predicted model, not a curated record
AUGCUUCUACAAAAUGAAGAUGUCAUCAAUUACAAUGUUGACUGGUUGAGGCGUUUUAGAGGAAACAGUCGGUUGGUGUUGAGACCGAAAACUACAGAACACAUCUCAAAAAUUUUAAAAUAUUGCAAUGAGAGGAGGCUGGCAGUGGUACCUCAGGGUGGAAACACAGGUCUUGUCGGCGGCUCCGUACCCCUUUUUGAUGAAAUCAUCCUUUCUACCCAACUGAUGAAUGAGAUUAUAAAUUUUGAUUGUAAUAGUGGCGUCCUAACCUGCCAAUCAGGAUGUGUGUUGGAGAAUCUUUCGGCGAACGUCAGUGAACACGGAUACAUGAUGCCACUGGAUCUGGGAUCAAAGGGAUCAUGCAACAUCGGCGGAAAUAUAUCAACAAACGCGGGAGGAAUUCGAUUGAUUCGUUUCGGAUCUCUUCAUGGAUCGACACUUGGACUGGAAGCGGUAACAGCGGAUGGGUCGGUGAUUGACUGUCUGACAUCUAUGAGGAAAGAUAAUGUUGGCUACCACUUGAAGCACCUUUUCAUCGGCUCCGAAGGCACUCUUGGCAUUGUCACCAAAGUUUCCAUCCUCUGUCCCAAGGCACCAUCGUCCGUUAAUUUGGCUCUUUUAGGUUGUUCAAACUUCGAUGACGUUCUGAAGAUUUUAGCUUUAACCAAAUCAAACUUGGGUGAAAUCCUGUCAGCCUUCGAGUUUUUAGAUGCCGUCUCUAUGAGAUGUUCUGAGCGAUAUCUAAGCCAAAAAUGUCCAAUCCAGAGUGCGCCAUUCUACGUUUUGAUAGAGACGUCGGGUUCAAAUGACGAUCACGACCAAGAGAAGUUGGGUGGUCUGCUGGAGGCUGUUAGUUCAUCUGGACUGAUUGUUGAUGGCACUCUAGCUACCGAUCUCUCCAAAAUUUCGACACUAUGGAAGCUUCGUGAAUCAAUUACACUGGGAUUGUUGGAGGAUGGUUUCUGUUACAAAUACGAUGUCUCCUUACCACUCUCGUCUUUCUACGACAUCGUCACACUGAUGGAGGAUAAACUGAAAGAACUGCCGUAUUUGAAAGUGUGUGGCUACGGUCAUGUGGCCGAUGGCAAUCUCCAUUUCAACGUCACCAGUCGAAUAUAUGACGAACGGAUUUCCGGAACGAUUGAGAAGGAGCUGUACAAGUUCGUGGCGAGUGCUGGCGGCAGCAUCAGUGCGGAGCAUGGGGUUGGCCAGUUCAAGCGAGACCACAUGACGGACGUUAAAUCCCCCGAAGUUCUAUCUCUCAUGAGAAAUAUCAAAAGCAUAAUGGAUCCCCACUGCAUUCUCAAUCCUUAUAAAGUUAUUCCUUAG